CUGUACCGUAGUAUCCACCCUGCGCUGGGAACUGACAUACAGCCACAAUGAGCCUCGAGAAACUCUCCUCUAACAAGGCGUUCGGCGGCGAGCUGACCAAGUACAAGUUCAAGUCGGCAGCGCUCGGCGGCCUCGACGCCAACUUCAACCUGUUCCUGCCCGCGAACGCCGCAGGCGGGAAGGUGCCCGUGCUGUUCUACCUCUCCGGGCUCACCUGCACGGAGGACAACGGCGCGCAGAAGGGCGGCUUCAUGGGCCCGGCGGCGCAGGAGGGCAUCGCGCUCGUGUUCCCCGACACGUCCCCGCGGGGCGCGGGCGUCGCGGGCGAGGACGACGACUGGGACUUUGGCACAGGCGCGGGGUUCUACGUGAACGCGACGAACCCGAAGUACGCGAGGCACUACAACAUGCUCACGCACGUCACGCUCGAGCUGCCCGAGGUCAUCCAGGCGGCGGGCCUCCCCAUCGACUUCACCCGCCAGUCGAUCUUCGGGCACUCCAUGGGCGGGCACGGCGCGCUCACGCUGUACCUCAGCUCCGUGCUGAGCGGCACGAAGCAGUACCGCUCCGCGUCCGCGUUCUCGCCCAUCUCGAACCCGACGCAGUGCCCGUGGGGCCAGAAGGCGUUCGGCGGGUACCUCCAGGGCGGCGUCGAGGAGGCAAAGGACAAGUACGACGCGACGGAGCUCAUCGCCAGGACGGGCGGGGAGCCGCUGCACGUUCUCGUCGACUACGGCACCGGGGACAACUUCUACAAACAGGGCCAGCUUCUUCCGGAGAACUUCCUCAAGGCGGCUCGGGACGCUGGCUACGACGAGGUGCAGGUCCGCGUGCGGAGCCAGGAGGGCUACGACCACAGCUACUAUUUCAUUUCGACAUUCGGCGCCGACCAUAUUCACUUCCAUGCCAACUUUCUUAAGGCGUAAAGCCGCACUGUGACGAGGGAAGCCGAGAGGUGACGAUACAGUGGAAGAACGGGAGAAGUGUGUAUCGUAAGAAUGAAAUAUGUGAAACAGUCAUACUGAUGU
This is a messenger RNA of Postia placenta MAD-698-R-SB12, 1028 nucleotides long. RefSeq lists its product as hypothetical. Bases 48 to 926 code for a protein of 292 amino acids. The record is from RefSeq and is a predicted model, not a curated record. Gene Ontology annotation, cellular component: cytosol. Gene Ontology annotation, biological process: formaldehyde catabolic process. The transcript has 8 exons. Gene Ontology annotation, molecular function: S-formylglutathione hydrolase activity. NCBI's taxonomy places the organism in Eukaryota, Fungi, Basidiomycota, Agaricomycetes, Polyporales, Adustoporiaceae.